This is a messenger RNA of Solanum tuberosum (potato), 909 nucleotides long. Its product is annotated as putative wall-associated receptor kinase-like 16. Gene Ontology annotation, biological process: protein phosphorylation; cell surface receptor signaling pathway. Gene Ontology annotation, cellular component: plasma membrane. The transcript has a single exon. NCBI's taxonomy places the organism in Eukaryota, Viridiplantae, Streptophyta, Magnoliopsida, Solanales, Solanaceae. Bases 1 to 909 code for a protein of 302 amino acids. Gene Ontology annotation, molecular function: protein serine/threonine kinase activity; ATP binding. The record is from RefSeq and is a predicted model, not a curated record.
AUGGAGCUUGCCAAUGAGUCUACGGUUACAGGAUCGCUAGACAACCGCCCCGUUUUAGUUAGGUUCAAUACAUGUUCAUUCAGCAAUAUCCACCGAGAUAUAGCGAUUACUGCUCAGAUGAGUCAUCUGAAGAAUGUGUUGAGACUUGUCGGUUGCUGUCUAGAAUUUGAAGAACCAGUUAUGGUGUCUGAAUAUGUUGAAGCUAUAUCUCUUUUCGAUUUACUUUACAAAAAGGAUAAUGGUGAUGAUCAAAAUAGUAAAUCACUAUGUUGGGGAAAUCGAUUACGAGUUGCAUGUGAGGUUGCUUCUGCAAUAGUUUUCCUACAUACUGAAUUUACUACGCCCAUCAUCCACAGAAAUAUAAAGCAACACAAUGUGAUAGUUGAUCAGAAGAGUGGCAUUGCUAAAAUAUUGAACUUCACACUCUCCAUAUCAUUGCCUCCAGGGAAAUUGGAGUUACUAGAUGAUGGUGCGCUCGGAACACUCGGGUAUACAGCUCCAGAAUAUAUCCACCAGUUUAUUAUUACUCAAAAAACUGAUGUCUACAGCUUUGGGGUUCUUCUCUUUCAACUAUUAACAGGAAAAACAGUGUACGAUACUAUGGGUAGAGUGAAUUCUAAAAAUUCAAAAGAAACAACAGAUUUUAAAAAUCUUCCAACCAGUUACUUUGUUGAUAGUAAUAUUAAAGAAGGUAAUGUAAUGGAUAUAGCGGAUCCUACUAUCUUAGAGGAGCAUGGAAUUGAGAUUCAACAACAACUGGAAGAUUACUUGGAUCUUGUUAAGAAAUGCACAGCUGACCAGGGAGAUGAUAGACCAUACAUGAUUCAUGUCGCAAGAGAAUUAUACCAAAUUGAAAAGUGUUUCGGAGCCCUUGCUCUUGGUCUAGGGAACCGGAGAAAUUGGAGUUGA